UGUUGCACAUGUUCUUGUUGUGAACCUGUUGUCAUGGAAACUUUUCCGCAGGGUUGCCUUUUAAAAAUGAAUGGGUUCGGGUUCGUACAUAAUUUCAGGUUGGCCUUGCAUUCGCUUUCAAAGCAUCUGAAGCACAGCAACAACAACAAGACAAACGGCUGAGAAAAGAUCGAUUAAUUGGCCUAUAGCACCGUAAAUACACUCACAUACACAUCGACAGGAAUACACAUAUAAACGUUUAAAUUUGAGCAAGUUGAGGGCAGUUAUAAUUGAUUGUUUGCCUCGGUCUUGCGAUAUUGUAUUUUCCCUCCAUUAAAUUGUUAAAGUUUUCUAGCUUCGUAUGCCGCAUAAUGGUGAAGCGCUACAAACCAACACUGCCAUCCCUGGCCGGCUCUAAUAACAGUGAGAAUUGCAGCUAUGACAGGGAUCAGGUGUACUGUGUUGUACUCCACGUGGUAGAAGGCAUCAACUUCUAUGCACGUGGACGCGAUGGGGAAACCUCUCCGACGCUGCGCACGCGCGAACAGAUUGUUAUGAAUGCUGCAUUAAACACAGUGGACUUUGAGAUUGAGGGUGCUCCAUCGACCACGGCCGAGACCAUUAUAUUCAACAGCAACUGCAUUUGGGAAUGCGAUAUGCCGGGAAUCAAGCGUAUCAAGACGGACAAUCGACCAGUGAAGGUGGUCUUCUACACCUGCCGUCCGGGCACGGAGCGCAAGGCAAUCGGAACGCUCCUACUGCCCAUACGGGGACUACCAAUUGUGAGCCAGGCAAGCACAGGCACGGAGAUGCAGCUGAAAAUGUUCUGGCACAAGUUGAUAUGCAUUAGCAAUGAGUUCCGAUCGCACAAGCCGGAAGUUUUGCUCAUGUUGGCCAUAGUUAAGAAGUCCUUGCUGAAUACCAAGCAGUUUGAGCACCUCAUGCAAUUUAAUAAUCGCAAAACUCCAUCGAAUGAUGCGAUUGCCGGCGCCCAGCUGCGAUCGCCCGGUCAUUCGAUCACUGCCUGCAUGCUGCAGUCCCAGGCAAAUGUCUAUGUGCAGUCAUUGGUGCAAUUGGGACUGCUUCAGGUGGGCAAUGAUCCGAUGAUCGAUUGUGAUAUCAUAGAGGUAGUGUUGCAGAUGAAGGAAUUAAAGAGUGUGAAUAAAUUGAUUAAGUCGCUGCACCAGGCCAAAGAGCCCACAGAUAAAGUGCUUCUUGUAUUCGAUUUCGUUGGCAAUGUGACCAAUAUUGAGCUGAAACUAAACGAGUCUGACUCCUAUCCUUUGAAUGACGUUCUUGGGCUACGCUUCAAGUCCUCGCUUCGCAGCAUAAGACUCUAUUUUCAACGCAUAUUCUAUUUGCCAAUUAAUAUGUACCUUAAUGGCACGGUCAUUGCGAACUAUCGUAUGGACUUCGGAAAGCUACUUCCGGCGGACACAUUUUUUAACGACACUCGCCGAUAUGUGCGCAAUGGAAUUUUUGUAUUUGAUCGCUUGGGUCGAAUGGGCAGUGCGCGGGAUCUUAAACCUAUUAUGGAGUAUACAUUCACGGUGGACAUUAAGACCAUUAAUUCCCGACAAAUGGUCAGCGAACCGUCUACAAAAGUAAAUAAUGAGGUGUUCGAGAGAAGUGAAAGGGGUUGUGUCGUACAUGAGACGACAAAGGAGGAACAAUUUCCCAUAAGCAAUAGCCGAAGCGACCUUAUAAGUGCGAUGCCUAAGGAGCGAGAGCUGCCAUUGAGUAGUCGCAGAAACGGCAUCACUCGAUUGAAGCCCAAGGAGCAAGAAUUGCCAUUGAAUAAACGCAUGAAUGGCGUCGCACGUGAGCUUAGCCAGGAGCAGGAGUUGCCAUCGAGCAAGGACAUGGUUGGCGCUGUAGAUGAAACUUCCAAAGAGCAGCUGGAAGCUAUCAAAAUUAUUGCAUCGUUACAGGAAAAAGAGUUGUUUGCAUACGAAAGCAGCUCUGAGGUUGGAGUCCAACAUAUACCAUUUUCACCAGAUCAGGUUUCUAUAGCAAGUCUAGAUGUGGGCGCAGAACUUUCUGCAUCGGAAUCUGAAAGUCACGCAAACUCUGAAUCCGAUCCUAUACAAAACUUGGAUGCAUCUACUGAUAUCCGCCAAGGGCGAGCAAACAAGAAGAAAUUUACGAGGCUACUUAACAAUGAUGUUGUUUUAAAGACUUUUGAAAGGGAUGAGCUCAGCGAUGAUGGUUUGAGGCAACAGUUCUCAUUGAUGAUAAUAAAAGAGCCAAUGCCAGUCACAAGUGAAGCCAAAGAAUGCCAGCUAUCAGGUUCGUCUACGCGAGAAGAGCCCCAAGUAAUGGAUGAUGAUUCUGAUGUUGAAAUACUGGCCAUGUACAAGUGCAAAAACCGCAACGGACAUAAAUUGAGUGCUAAUACAGUGGAGGCACCAAAUACCAAACCAAACAAUUUUGAAAUUGAUCACGAGAAAUCGGUGCAUAGGGAAGAGCCGGAUGGAAAAGCAAAAGCGCAGACCCCAACAAAAAAGAAAUCGCUCGAUGCGCCUGUCGUUCAAAAUAACAAAUCUUGUGUGUCAAGGCUGUGCAACUUUAAAACUUCAGACUCACCACGACAGAAUGAAAGUGCAAUGAAAAAAUUGGAAGCAAAUCAGUUGGUUGAUGUCACGGGACAAUAUUUGAAGAAACAGCUGACACCAACUGACGAAUCUCAGUUACAAAAGCCGAGUAACCCUAGGCGGCACAGAAAACCCAGCAUAUUUGUGGCAGAGCAGGAUCUAUCAACAAUAGGCGAGAGUACAGAAGAAACCGCUCAACGGAAAAGACACCAUAAAAAGCCGGUUGAGGUCUUUCCUGAUAAAGUCGCGCAUGUCGAAAUCGACGAUAAUAAUGUCGCAAGAGUCCCAGUUCCAACAUCCAAAGAAAAAAAACACAGCAAACAGAUGCUUCUGGAUGGAAAGACAGUUGUCUUAACCAACCGAACCAUUAGGCCCAUAGAAAAGGAAAACGAUGAUCUGCAUGACUUGAAGCAAUCCAGAAGAAUAGCCCCCACACAUGCACAAAACAAUCUUCUGUGUGACAUGGAAGAAGUCGAUAAAGGGGGGCUUCACUUCGAAAUAAAUUCAAUGAGUAACCUAGGUUUGAAAUCGGAAUCAACAGAAAUGGGUAAAUGUAAAAAGCUUAUCAAUGCCCCAGCAUACGCGCAAGAAAAGCUUUUUUGUGACUUGGAAGAGGCCGAUAAGACCGAUAACUUGGAAGAAAUGACUUCAAUGAGUAGUCAGGCUAUAGGCUCCAAAUCUACUGAAGAGCUCUUCUGUGGUCACGAUUUAAAUGACAACUUGAAAACGUUGCCACAAGCAGAGAAGAAAAGCUCGAGGAAAAGUGUGCGCAGAGCCAAUAUAGUUUCCACAACUGAAGCUCUGGAACGUGAACUUGUAGAAUCCCUUUCGGUGCUGCCUAUUCCAGAAAGAAAGUCGACCCAUGUGGUGAAUCUUGCCCAAUCAGUGUUGAAAAACGAAACCUCUGUUCAGAUACGGUCACCACCAAGACGAUGUGAAGAAAGUGACAGCGACACAAUAAUAACGCUGAAUGAUCAUUUCCUGGAUCAUAGUAAUAGUGAGGAAAAGGUCUGUGUCUGGCAGAAACUAAACCGUAAGUCCAAGACUGUAGUUACUAGGGAGAAGAAAAGAAGAUCGGUAACUUCUAGUGGCGUAGAUUUCAGCACAGCCACCGAUUCAGAGGAUGAAUCAUGUUUGAGGGAGAAGCGAAGAAUGGACCAGAAUAAGUUGAAGUAUGCUCUAUCAAGUGAGGCCCAAGAAGUCUUUGGGGGUGACACACCAAAAGUUAAAGCCAAGAAAAAGAAAGCCAAAGUCACUAAAACCGAAGAGGGCCUGAGCGCUCGUUGGGUUAAAGUAAACAAUGAUCAGGCAAAAGCAUUGGAAGAAACAGAAUUGUUUAUAGCAGCAACAUGUCAACCAGUUUCAGAUGGUCAGGAAAUGGUGAAAACAGAGUUCUCUCGUCGACCUAGAAAGAUAAAAAAAGUGUUAAAAUUGAACGACUGUGAAGAAUUUCAGAAAUCUAAAAAUUACAUUGAAUCAAAUUUUGCUAAAUUAAGCUGUGAGGAAAGUUCCUAUAUUGGUGAACCCAGCGCUACUAGCUGUCAUCGCCCAAGAAAGAGCAAAAUAAACUUACAGAUUUCCGAAGAUGCUGACAUGAACUGCAGCAAAGACGCUGAAUCGAGUUUUGUUAAAUCGAGCUAUGAUGAAAGUUCCUUUAUUCACGAAACUAGUGUAACGCAUGAAGUCAAAUCGGAGACAAAAAUGGUCCUUAAGAAGUCAGUUCCUCAGAUACUGGUUGAGGGUAUCGAACUUGUUGAAGAUUCAGAACAUACAACGACGGAAUGUGAAGAGGUCCAGUUGAGAAAAAAAUCUACGAAAGUCAUAAAUUCCGAUGGUUCCAAGAAAUUGGUAAAACGAAAGAUUGUACGUAGAAAAAUGUCCUCUCUAGAAUCGGAAAACACAGACCCUAUAAGCAGAGUUUCCGAGUUAGAGGAAAUCGAUGAAGACAUUCAAUUGAAAAGAGUUCCUAAAAAACAGUCUGUUACCAACAACAAGAAGAGACUGACAAAGAAAAGUAAAAACAAGGAGAAUUGUGUACACAAAGGUGAUGAGAUGCAACAUGUUGAAGAAAAUACUGCACACAUAUUUUCUUCACUUCACUCGAAAGAAAGAGGGGACUUCAACCGUAAAAAUACCACAGAAUGUAGUAUCAAUGUUGAACAGCCCCACACAUCUAUAAUGCAGAAAUACUUGCGGCAAAUCUUCUCAUCGGAAGAGGAAGAUGAGUACGUAAAGGUAGCAGUAACUCCCAAUAAAUUGUUUACGAAGAGACAGAACACUUGUGUCAAAACUGACCCAUGUAAUGAAGAGAUCAAUGUAAAGGCCCCUAAUAAAAAGAAGCUGCGUGCAAGAAAAUCUCUUGAGGCUUCUGUGGCUCAUGCAGAAAGUGCUCCCAUGUCACACGUGGAUGGUAAUGUCCACCAAUACGACGAUACCUGUAAGCAAAGUGUAGGUGAAGCGACACAAUGCUCUGACCAGACCGCCGACACUGACCCAGUCAGUUUCGAUCGUGAUAUGGGCCAGGAACUCGAACAGUGGAAGCAGCGGCAAAUGGAGCUUUUUCAAAACGAGCUCACUCGAAAGGAGCAGCAAUACAUGCGGAAUGUGGAGGAGCAGGAAAGGGAACAGCAUAAAAUAGACUGUGCCAAUCUGGGGGCAAAUAUCCAGCAGGUCGCAGAAAUGGAGAAAACGCUGCUCAACAUUCACAAGGUCCUGUACGAGAAGGUGCAGAAGAGCACCAGCGAGCAACCAGUUGUAGACUAUGACCAUAAGUUGCACGAACUUGAAGAGCACAUAGGCAAGCUUAAGGCCGAAAUGGAGCAGCAGUUGCACCUAUUCGAGAGCCGCAACAGGGAAAUGCGUCAGGAGAACUCACAAUUAGCGAAGGAGAGGACCCAGCUCAAGCACCGCAUCUUGCACAUGGAGCGACAACUGUCGGAGCUGGGCAACCAGGGAUUAGAUGGAAGGGACUUAAAGCAGGUACUCAGUGAUAUGCGCACGCAGAAUGAGCGUUUUCUGGACUUGUCCAAGACGAAGGAUCGCUACAAGAAGCAAUGGCGACGCUGUGCGAAGCGCGUCCACGCCCUUAAACUGGCCAUGUAUGAGAAGAAUGUUCGACAUGAGCGCAAGAAUAUGGAAGCAAACUUCCUAAAUCUGAAGAACAUUUUGACCAAAGACGCAGUCGAGUUCGAGCGCGAAUAUGGGAAGUUCCGGAAGCAAAAUUCAAACCUAACCUUUGCCAUCUCAUCCACCCCCUCAUCUGGCGAUGGCCUUGAGCCAAUGCUUCAGGAAUACCUCCGUGGCCAUCCCUCGUCUUUAGUGUGCCUCAAAUCCAAGUCAAAAACGCUGCCGUACAAAAAGCAGACCUACUCGCAAGUCAUCUAGCAGAUCCUUAUUCAUUCGUUUGUUUGUUCUGCCAAAUUAACUGUGAUAUUUUUGAAUACUUUAUUUAUAGAUUUUCAUUUUACUGUUAACUACAAUUUUAGCCAUUUAACACGCCUCCUUUAACAAAUUUCGCGUUUUAUAUGCAAUAAAUUGAAUAUAUUUAGCCAAA
Scaptodrosophila lebanonensis is the source of this 6126-nucleotide messenger RNA. RefSeq lists its product as uncharacterized. The record is from RefSeq and is a predicted model, not a curated record. The transcript has 5 exons. Gene Ontology annotation, biological process: positive regulation of centriole elongation; interkinetic nuclear migration; centrosome cycle. NCBI's taxonomy places the organism in Eukaryota, Metazoa, Arthropoda, Insecta, Diptera, Drosophilidae. Gene Ontology annotation, cellular component: centrosome; centriole. The coding region runs from base 351 to 5957 and encodes 1868 amino acids.